AUGCCAACCCGCUUGAUUGACAUUGGGCACGACCAAGCCGCAAGUCACGACAACUACUGGCACUCUCGCGUCGCGUCGUGCCGGCAUCCCGCUAUCCGAGAUGCCGGGGCCAUACAAGAUUUUGUGAUUCUUAGUCGCCGUCUAGGCGUCAGAUAUGUUUGGAUUGAUGCGCUCUGCAUUAUCCAAGACGAUGGCGAUGACUGGGCUCGCGAGGCUUCCUUGAUGUUCUCGGUAUACCGUAACGCGGACUUGACGAUUGUCGCAGCCGCUGGCGAGUCUUGCCACUCCGGGUUUAUUGAUCGUCAGGCCAAGGGCCAAUACGCCGUGAUACCAUUUCAUUCGAGGAAAUCCCGCGAAAUCUCCGGUUCUUAUAUCCUGCAUUCCCUUCAGGAACGUCGUUCCUGGGACGCGGAUAACCCAGGCCAUAUGCAUGGCACAUCAUGGGCCACGCGUGCUUGGACAUUCCAAGAGGAUAUACUGUCCACGCGAGUCGCCUACUUCAACGCCGACACUUCAUUUUUCCGAUGUCAACGGGUUCGUCGCGCUGAAAAUAAUGUCAUGACGCACAAACCUCUAGUUCGCUGGCACCAGAAGCUCGCACCGCCAAGCUCAAGAGCACAAACCGAGGAGGAAAGGGAAAAAUUGAGAAACGACUUAUACGAGAGAUGGACACAACUCCUGUUCGAGUAUAGCCAGCGUAAACUCACAAAAGCGGAAGAUAAAUUUCCAGCUCUUUCCGGUUUGGCGCAGAGUUUUGCCCAGGCUCUCGAUGACGAGUACGUGGCUGGCUUGUGGCGCAGGGACUUGCUCAACGGCAUGAUGUGGUACAUUGCCUCCGAUUACAAUGACCCGGGAGUAUGGAGGGCUCCUAGUUGGAGUUGGGCGGCGCUAGAUGGGUUCGUGGGGGCCAGCCCUCACAUGCGGCCCUCUAUACCUCGUGCGAGAGUCGAACACGUUCAUAUCAAACAUAAAGGCAAAGAUACCAAGGGCAUGUUGACUGAGGCGUGGAUGGUCAUCAGAGGGCACCUGCGACCAGUUUCCUUGCGACCAGCGGCAAAUCGCCCCUCCAUGACGACAGCUUAUGCGGACAUCUUUGAUAGGGAUGCUGAUACGGUCCUCGCUUUUGGCACGGCGGAUCACAUCAGCCCUUCAGGACUUACGAUGUAUGGUACGAGAAAAGAGGCGGACACGGAACAAUUCGAAACCCUGGCCAAAGUUUGGGCUUUGCUGUUAUGCUUGAUACCUACUUUUGAUUUUGCAGAGGACGACGUCACUAUCAUUCAAUCCAAGCCUAUCUACCCGUCGGGCAUUUUGGUAACCCCAACCGGAGAAGAUGAUGCUGGGAGCGGCAUGCCAGUGUACCGAAGGGUCGGGUGGUUUAACACGGAUGAGAAAAAUGACUUGCAAUUAUGGGAGAAGUCGGAUGAAACCACGGUCAAACUAGUCUGA
Messenger RNA from Parascedosporium putredinis, 1449 nucleotides. NCBI's taxonomy places the organism in Eukaryota, Fungi, Ascomycota, Sordariomycetes, Microascales, Microascaceae. The record is from the annotation of a GenBank genome assembly.